This is a messenger RNA of Echinops telfairi (small Madagascar hedgehog), 2902 nucleotides long. It is a transcript of the gene PNKD, whose product is annotated as PNKD metallo-beta-lactamase domain containing. NCBI's taxonomy places the organism in Eukaryota, Metazoa, Chordata, Mammalia, Afrosoricida, Tenrecidae. The record is from RefSeq and is a predicted model, not a curated record. Gene Ontology annotation, molecular function: hydroxyacylglutathione hydrolase activity. The transcript has 10 exons. Gene Ontology annotation, cellular component: mitochondrion. The coding region runs from base 1 to 1161 and encodes 386 amino acids.
AUGGCGGCGGUGGUAGCUGCUACGGCGCUGAAGGGCCGGGGGGCGAGAAAUGCCCGCGUCCUCCGGGGGAUUCUCUCAGGAGAGAAGGCUUCCCAGAGCCGGACCCGGGCCCUGCAAAGCCACAGCUCCCCCGAGUGCAAGGAAGAGCCCGAACCCCUGUCUCCGGAGCUCGAAUACAUUCCCAGAAAGAGGGGCAAGAACCCCAUGAAGGCUGUGGGACUAGCCUGGUACAGCCUGUACACGCGCACCUGGCUCGGGUACCUCUUCUACCGACAGCAGCUGCGCCGAGCUCGGAAUCGCUACCCCAAGGGCCACUCCAAAACCCAGCCCCGCCUCUUCAAUGGAGUGAAGGUGCUUCCCAUACCCGUCCUGUCCGACAACUACAGCUACCUCAUCAUCGACACGCAGGCCCGCCUGGCUGUGGCCGUGGACCCUUCCGACCCUCGGGCCGUUCAGGCUUUCAUCGAAAAGGAGGCUGUUACCUUGGUAGCCAUUCUUUGCACCCACAAGCACUGGGACCACAGUGGAGGGAACCGCGACCUCAGCCGGCGGCACCGGGACUGCCGGGUGUACGGGAGCCCGCAGGACGGUAUCCCCUACCUCACCCACCCCCUGUGUCAUCAAGAUGUGAUCAGUGUGGGGCGGCUUCAGAUUCGGGCCCUGGCUACCCCGGGCCACACACAAGGCCACCUGGUCUACCUACUGGAUGGGGAGCCCUACAAGGGCCCCUCAUGCCUCUUCUCCGGAGACCUGCUCUUCCUCUCUGGCUGUGGACGGACCUUUGAGGGCACCGCGGAGACCAUGCUGAGCUCCCUGGACACUGUGCUGGGGCUGGGCGAUGACACCCUGCUGUGGCCUGGUCACGAGUAUGCAGAGGAGAACUUGGGCUUUGCUGGCGUGGUGGAGCCUGAGAACGUGGCCCGGGAGAGGAAGCUGCAGUGGGUGCAGAGGCAGCGGAUGGAGCGCAAGAGCACGUGCCCAUCCACCCUGGGGGAGGAGCGCUCCUACAACCCGUUCCUGCGGACCCACUGCCUGGCGCUACAGGAGGCUCUGGGGCCAGGCCCGGGCCCGGGCCCGGGCCCCACCGAGGACGACUGCUUCUCCCGGGCCCAGCUCCUGGAGGAGCUGCGCCGGCUGAAGGACAUGCACAAGAGCAAGUGAUGCCCCUCCGGCGGCCCCCAGGUGGGGAAGCCGCCCCGCCACCGUCGCUCCACACCAUUCCUCGCCUUGCCACCCGCCACUAUCAUCGGCACCCACAACCCCCACGGGCACCCACAACUGACCACACUGGUCGGGGGGAGAGGAGAGCAGGGACCAGGCCAAGCGACUGGAGAGGCAGGGGAGGAAUUGCGUCUGGUAAAGGGGGAGGGGGGGGAGAGGGAGGAGCCAGAGCCUGCUAACUGGCGGGUCCCCUGGGCGUUUCCCUCGAUGGGGGUAGUCAGUGAGGACAUGACGGAGGCUCCCUGACCCCGCCGCCCUGCGAAGGUAUCCCGCCGGCUGUGGCUCCAGAAGCCAUCCUGAGGCUCCGUCCCUCUUCCCCCGACCCCUUCCCACACGGAAAAAAAGGCUCCCAAAGUAGUGUAAGGUGUGGUGCCUUGAAAAAUGGCGGCUCAAGGAGCCAGCCGGCUCGGUUUUCAGAGAGACACACGCACACUGGCCUCUCCGCCCGCCCGCCCCCGACCUUGGCAUUUUCCGACUGAGCCAUUUCCCGGAAGUCCAAGCCCCUCCACUCGGUAAUCCCCGCCCCCGGGCCCUCUGGCCAAUCCCCUACAGGCUGGAAGUGGGCGGGUCAUAGUUGCCAAGGCAACUUGGCCCUCCAGCUACGAAGACACCUGUGGCUGGUGGUGCGGCACCAGGACAGCCCCGCGGGCCCCGCGAGCUCCCUGCCCUGCAGGCCCGAUGCCGCCCCCUGACCUUUGCCCCUGCCCAGGGCCACAGGGCCCCUCCGGCCCAGGGGAGAGAGCGCCGCGGCCGAGUGGCCACUUUGGAUUCUUUUUUUCAGAAUAUCUGCCUUCCUCCAUCUUCAAUAAUUCCCCUGUGCUGUUUCUCAACCCCCUUUCUCAGUUGCAUACUAAAGACUUAUUUUAAAGCCUCGACAUUCUUCUGGUCCUUCGCAGUUUGCCAAGAGCAGUCCCAAGAGGCUCUUCCUUGGGUCUUUUGGCCCUGUGGGGACAGGGGCGGGGCCUGCGCCUGCACAGCAAAGAGCAGGACAUGCAUCUGGGACCAGAGGGUUCUAGGAAGGCUCCUCCCGGGACCCCUCUGCCACGGGCCGACCCAGUUCCCCGCUGGGUCUCGGGUCCAGGCCCAGGUCUCUUUGGGGGCCGCAGUGAGGAGCCUCGCGCCACCCCGAAACCACUUCUUCCUGUGUGGAAGCCUUCCCUUGGGUUCCGCUCGCCUCUGGUGACCCUCGGGUUGGUCCCUGCCUGAAGUUUUCCCUCCCCCCCUGCCCCCUGCCUCCCCCUCCAGCCACGGCCGCUGGUACCAACACUAGCAAUACCUACCGUCAGACUAGUUAGAACCCCCUUCCCCCAACACGCUGUAUCAUGCCUCCGUGCCUUCGCUCAUGCAGUUUCUUAGGACUGGAAUGCCUUCCCCUGCUCCCCCAGCCGGUCUGCCUGGCAAAUACCAACUCAUCUCCAACACCCACAAAGGCCCUCCUCCUCCAGAAAGACAACCCCAAUGCCCUGCCCCUCCCCUCCAGGCUACCUCUGCUCUUUGUAAAUGCUUCUCUGUGGCACUUAGCACACUGUAUUCUACUUGUUUACAUGUUUGUCUCCCCCCUCUAGACUGUGAAUCCCUAAGGGCAUGGACUGUAUCUUAUGCAUCUCAGUAUUUCUGCGCCUAGCACGGUGCCUGGCACACAGUAGGCGCUUAAUAAAUGAUUAAUGAAUGAAUGAUUUAA